This is a messenger RNA of Xenopus tropicalis (tropical clawed frog), 3380 nucleotides long. It is a transcript of the gene gpbp1l1, whose product is annotated as GC-rich promoter binding protein 1-like 1. Lineage: Eukaryota; Metazoa; Chordata; Amphibia; Anura; Pipidae. Gene Ontology annotation, cellular component: nucleus. Gene Ontology annotation, molecular function: RNA binding; DNA binding. Gene Ontology annotation, biological process: positive regulation of DNA-templated transcription; DNA-templated transcription. The record is from RefSeq and is a predicted model, not a curated record. The transcript has 13 exons. Bases 1109 to 2542 code for a protein of 477 amino acids.
CUGGCACCUGAAGCUGCAUCUAUGGUUGUGCCCCGGGGACCGCCAUUUUGGUGCGCGCUUUGUUAUGGUUUAGUGAAGAGCAGGAAGCGGGCACCGGAGUAGGGGAAUUAAAACGGAGUCAGGUUGCAUUGAAGUCGUCCUCGUUUUGAUUGUACGGCUUCCACCAGUUACUGCUUCCCAACUGAGGUGCCAUGUUGAAAGAGGGCUGCUGACGUUUUCUUCCCCAGCACUGCAGGAAUUCAUAUUCUGGAAGUGUAUUUAUCAUCUGUCCUCCUCUGUGAUUUACACUCAGUAUUUUGGACUUCGCACUACAUUACUGAUGUUGAAUUUAAGACAAGAAGAUUUUUUUAAGUCCUGCUGUUUUUUGCUUCAAAAAGUGUUUAUAGUGACCGCAGCAAAAUAUUGUUAGCUGCCUAGUAUACAAAAUAGGUGUAGUCAAGAUUUUAGAUUCUCUUUGCUCUUUUUUGUCAUCUCUUUGUAGUCUUUUGCCUGAUUAAUGAAGGCACCAAAUGGCAGCAUUGUAGGUUUGGCAAGACAAGCCUGGGCUUCUAGUGGACUGUUGUUUGAAGGCCCUGGUUAUAUAUAUAACUAAGAAAAACUAAAUGGGCAAACUGGUAUGACCCACAACCAUUCCACAUUAAUUGAAACAGAAGACUCUUUAAUGAGUUGAACAUCAUACUUAGGAUUUUUUUCUGCUCUUGCAUUGACUCCUUAUUUUAUCCCAUGUGAACAGUCUGUUUCACACUUAUUUUUUCCCCCUGUGUUGCUGAAACAAUCUGAAAGGAUGAGCACUUAAAAAAAUAAAAAGUUUGAAAAUAGAAGCUGGCAUGUAGUAAUAGGGUAUUAACCCUACCAGCCUUUUGGAGGGGCCCUUUAUACCCCCUCUAGCCAAGGAAUAAGAAACAUAUCUGGGAACUAUUGCCUUUAAAUAACAAAACUGGAAGGAUUGGCCUGCAGUUCUCAAGGUGAGGGCAUCGUGAUACACUGGCACCAUGGAUUUUUUUCCUCUUACCUCUCUUUGGAUGUAGCAGGCAAAGGGCCUAAGCAGACCAACCCUUGGCCAUGAGGUUUAAUGCCUCAAUUCACUGACAGAAGACUCAGGACCUAAAUGGCGCAGCAUGACUUUGUUCCUGCGUGGCUUAACUUCUCCACACCACAGUCCACCAAGACCUCUACAGGCGUUGUUGAAAAGCAUGGUGAGCACCAUCCCAGAGGUGAGGGCCGUUUGGGAGUGAGUCGCAGGAGACAUAACUCUUCUGAUGGAUUUUUCAACAAUGGACCCCUCAGAACUACAGGAGAUUCCUGGCACCAGCCUUCUCUCCUGCGCCAUGACUCUGUGGAUUCUGGCGUUUCUAAAGGCACUAACCUUGGAGCACAGCCUGGUUGGCAUGGAGUGUCACGUGGGCAAGAUAGUGCCAUGCAGAGAGGAGGAGGAAAUGGAACUAAUGGGGCAGGAAAUCCAGGCCACCGGCAUCGUAAUGGCAGCGCCCUAUCUCGUAAAAACCCAUCCAUGCAGGAAAAGCAGCCGCCCGAGGCCAGAGAGGAAAAGAACGCGGAAAGAAAGAAGCUGCAGUUUGAAGAGGAAGAUUUUCCAUCUUUAAAUCCCGAGACUGGCAAGCAGGUUAUCCAGAGCAAACAGACUGGGGCGCCUACAGGAGUUUGGGAAAAUCCUCCCAGUGCCAAGCAGCCUCUUAAGAUGCUGGUCAUCAAAAAAAUCUCAAAGGAGGAUCCAUCAGCCUUUUCAGCUGCAUUUGCAACUCCAGUAUCCCAUAUUUCUAACGGCUCAAACAAGACCAACUCAUCUGGACCGAUUGUUUACAAAAAUCUGGUCCCUAAACCAGCAGCUUCUUCAAUAAAGUCUGGCCCCUGGAAGUCCAAUGGCCGUGAAUCCAAAUCUGGCUCGUUUUUUUCCAACCGAGAUUCUGCCUUCACCAGCCCAGUAUUGGCCACCAAACCAGUAGUGCAGGCUCCAGCACCUCUCUUUUCUUCCCCCAAAGAGGGCACAGCCAGUGUAACACCACCCUUAGAGCUUGGCGUUUCACGACUUACUAGAAUGACUCGGCGCACCCCUGACAGAAAGAGUGAGUUUCUCAAAGCGCUGAAGGAUGAACAAGAUGUGGAUCUAUCUGAGGACAGAGAUGGUGAUAAACUAGAAGAUGUGCAGAUGCAGAGCCCUUCAGAACUGAAUGACAUUGAGGGAGAGCAGAUUGAAGAAGGCUGUCAUCACAAUGGCAUCUCUGGUUCUCAGGAAGAAAGCCGUGAGAGGCUGUCAUACUCACUGGAAGCUGAGCACAGAUUAUUAAAAGAGAUGGGAUGGGAAGAAAAUGAUGAAGAUUGUUUGCCACUAACUGAGGAAGAGUUACAGGAGUUUCAGAUAAAAUCUCAGCAGCUAAAAAGAAACAGCAUGGGACAAAAUGGCUUUUUGAGACAACCCAGAAGAUGCGCUCUGCUCUUUGCUUGGCGUGCCCCUCUAACUCCUGACCCUAGUGAAUGCUCAGACACCGAUACGAGCAGUACAGACACUUCAGAUGAUGAAUCCUGAUUCUAUAAUGAAAGAAGCAUCAAAAUAUCCCCUCUCCUAUCCCAAACUACUCUGUUCACAGCAUAAAUGUUGCCUGCUUGGUCAAGAUGGAAAGAAACAGAAAUGUGUUUUCCUUUUUAAACCCUUUUUGCUGCAAGAGUGUCCUGCCUUGCUUCCAGAGUAGGUGUUGCAUAUUUUGUGAAGAACAAGAGCAAUUUCACUGCUUUUUUUUCUUUUUUUUUUCUUUCUUUUUUUGGUCCUCUCUCUUCCUCUUUUGUUGUCCUCUUUCUGUGCUUUCUAGAGACAAAAACUGGUUUUGUACAAGUUGCUGAGGCAAAGGAGAGGUUUUUGUUUUUUUACAGCAUCUAUACAGCUCUGACAUAUAUACAUCUUUAAAGUGAGCAGAAAAGCUUCUAACCCAGCGGUUCAAAUGAGAAAAGCAAAAAUUUAACCCACUAAAUCACUGUCUGGGAAACGAUAACUCUUCAACUCUAAUUGGGAUUGAUUCAUUCUUAUAUCUUUGCUAUCUAGAUAUUAUGCAGCUACAGUUGUCAGGCACUUUGCCUCUUUAUCCAAGAACCUGGCUUGUUCAUUAUUUUUUUAAAGGGGAAUAAUUUGCAAUUGUAAAAUAUUCAGAGAGGAUUUUUUUCGUGUGUGUACCUUUCACAGCCUUGACAUUCAGGGUGGAUUGUAAAAUAAAACAAGAUUUGGGUAAAAAUUACCAUUCUUGGGGAAGAUUUCAGAAGAUUAUUUUGAUAACAUUAUUUACAGAUUAAAGAAAACUGGUUAUCUGUAUGUGAGGGCAAUGUCACCACAGCAGCUAAUAACUUGGAAUAAAUAUUUUGCAUCAGUUUGCCAA